Cynara cardunculus var. scolymus (artichoke) is the source of this 2049-nucleotide messenger RNA. Its product is annotated as acyl-CoA-binding domain-containing protein 4-like. Lineage: Eukaryota; Viridiplantae; Streptophyta; Magnoliopsida; Asterales; Asteraceae. Gene Ontology annotation, molecular function: protein binding. The transcript has 13 exons. The coding region runs from base 228 to 1775 and encodes 515 amino acids. The record is from RefSeq and is a predicted model, not a curated record.
AAUCAAAUCAACUGAUGAAUUGUCCAAAGCAUGUGCCCUUCUGAUUGCAACAUUUUUUUUGGUAAAAGUUCAAGCUAAAUUUACUUGUUUGCCUGUUAUCAUCGUAAAAAUUCACUGAUGGUAUAAAUUUUAGUUUACUGAACCAUGUAACUAGUUAAAACUUUCGAUUUUUAUGGGAUGGAAGAAGUCAUAAUUUAUGUUGCUCUUCUUAGUUGUUACUAUAACUGAUGGGUUCUUUAAUCAGACAAAGCUCAUUGAUCUCAAGGAAAGCUAACAUGGCAACAGAUAGCCGCAAUUGGCAUUCGCUUUUAGACUCUGACCAAUGGGUUGCCCUCCCAGUAGCUGGGCGACGACCAUCAGCUCGCUAUAAGCAUGCUGCAGUUGUUGUUGAUGAGAAGCUUUACAUUGUUGGUGGAAGUCGUAACGGGCGAUACUUAUCUGAUGUGCAGGCAUUCGAUCUGAAAAGUUUAAGCUGGUCAACUAUUAAACUAAGCACAAAAUUAGAAGCUGAAAAUGAUAAAGAUAGUACACUACUGGAAAAUUUCCCUGCUAUAUCUGGUCAUAGUAUGGUUAAGUGGGGAAACACACUCCUCUUCCUUGGUGGUCACUCAAAGGAUACCUAUGAUAAUGUGACAGUGCGUUUCUUUGAUCUUGAGUCACACAUGUGGGGGGUGAUGGAGGCCACAGGAAAAGUUCCGGUAGCUCGUGGUGGACAAUCUGUUUCAUUGGUUGGUUCGAAACUCAUAAUGUUUGGUGGAGAGGACAAACAUAGAAGACUUAUGAAUGAUGUUCACGUUCUUGAUCUAACGACUAUGACUUGGAAUGUUGCUGAGACUAUACAGACUCCUCCAGCUCCCAGAUUUGAUCAUACUGCCGCAGUGCAUGCGGACCGCUACCUGCAAAUAUUUGGUGGCUGUUCUCAUUCAAUUUUCUUCAAUGAUCUGCACGUGCUGGAUUUGGAGACUUUAGAAUGGUCCCAACCGCAGAUUCAAGGGGAUGUGGUGUCUCCUAGGGCAGGCCAUGCCGGGGUAUCUAUCGAUGAAAAGUGGUUUAUGGUUGGCGGUGGCGAUAAUAGAAGUGGUGCCUCGGAAACAUUGGUGAUGGAUAUGCCCAAGCUUGCCAUCUCAGUUUUGACAAAUGUGAAGGGAAGAGAUCCACUCGCCAGUGAGGGGCUCUCUGUAUCAGCAGCAUUAAUAGACGAUGAGCAGUUUUUGGUUGCUUUUGGGGGCUAUAAUGGGAAAUACAACAAUGAGGUAUUUGUGAUGAGGCCUAAACCAAAAGAUUCCAAACAACCAAAGAUCUUUCAGUCACCAGCAGCUGCAGCUGCAGCAGCUUCUGUAACUGCUGCAUAUGCCCUAGCCAAGUCUGAAAGCUUAGACUUCUCAACUAUCGAGCAUUCAAAACCUAAAGUGGAUCUCUCAGUUGAAGUUGGUGUGCUCAAAGGAGAGAAGAAAAUGUUGGAAUCGUCCAUUGCCGAGGUCAAAACAGAAAAUUCUGCUCUGAUGGAAAAGCUUGUGGAAUGUAAUGGUACUCGUGUAGACUUAACCAAGGAAUUGCAUUCGGUUCAAGGACAACUGGCUUCUGAGAAAUCAAGAUGUGCUGAUCUGGAGGCACAGAUCUUGGAGCUGCAGAAGAUGCUAUCAUCAAUGCAGUCAAUUGAGCAAGAGGUUCAAACACUGCGCUCGCAAAAAUCAGCAAUCGAGCAGGACAUGGAGCUUGCUGCAACUGACCAAAGACAGGGUUCAGGUGGAGUUUGGAGGUGGAUAUCUGGAUAGAUUGGUGAUAUGAAACGGAUCAACUUGCAAGUUUAGCACCUUAAAGACCAAAUAUUUCAUUCAAUAUAAGUCGGAUACUCCCAAUACACUGCUUUCUUUUGAAUGUUUCAAAAUUCAAGAAAGAGCUUCACCAUUUUGUGACCAUGUAAUGGUAAUUUCUUUUCAAGUUUGAAAUCUCUUCAUUUUUUCCGGAUCACAACUCUGUGCAUUUGAUAUUAUUCAAUUAAUUGACUUGUUCAAAGAGAAUGGCAGAAUGAUCUGACCAUGCUUUCUU